Clarias gariepinus (North African catfish) is the source of this 2472-nucleotide messenger RNA. RefSeq names its product extracellular calcium-sensing receptor-like. The transcript has 7 exons. Lineage: Eukaryota; Metazoa; Chordata; Actinopteri; Siluriformes; Clariidae. Gene Ontology annotation, molecular function: G protein-coupled receptor activity. Gene Ontology annotation, cellular component: membrane. The record is from RefSeq and is a predicted model, not a curated record. Gene Ontology annotation, biological process: G protein-coupled receptor signaling pathway. The coding region runs from base 1 to 2472 and encodes 823 amino acids.
AUGGCCAAACAACAGGUAGAAAAUUGUCAUAUUCUGGAAACCCCAACAAUUCCUCUGUUGUCAAAGGAUGGAGAUGUGAUAAUUGGAGCCAUUUUUUCAAUACAUACUGGUACAGAGAUGCAGUCACUGCAAUAUACUGAAAAACCUCAACCUUUUAUAUGCAUUAGACUUGACCUCGAUGAAUUUCGACUUGCUCAGAUAAUGACUUUCGCAAUUGAUGAAAUUAACAGAAGCAACAGCUUGCUCCCUAAUAUCUCAAUUGGAUACAGGAUCUUUGACAAUUGUCUCUCACGGUUGAUAUCCAUGAGUGCAAUAAUGGCUUUGAUGAAUGGUAUGGAUGUGACAGCAGAUUAUGCAUGCUCUGGACAAGCAGCAGUACAAGCCAUCAUAGGAGAGUCGGAAUCAACCCCUACUAUAGCACUUACAAAAUCUACAGGACCUUUUAAGAUACCAGUGAUAAGUCACUCUGCCACAUGUGAAUGUUUAAGCAGCAGAAAAGAGUACCCCUUUUUCUUCAGGACUAUACCAAGUGACCACUACCAGGGUAGAGCACUGGCUUAUUUGGUCAAGCACUUUGGCUGGUCUUGGGUGGGAGCUGUGUAUAGUGAUAAUGAUUAUGGAAACAGUGGAAUAGCCAUUUUUCUUAAGGCAGCUAAAGAGGAGGGAAUAUGUGUUGAGUACUCUGAGAAGUUUGACCGGACAUAUCCUGCCAGAAUGAGUAAAGUGGUUGAUAUUAUUAAAAAAGGCACAGCCAAAGUAAUUAUUGUAUUUUUGGCAUACUUUGAUAUGAAUAUUCUAAUAGACCAGCUUAUUCUACAGAAUGUCACUGGCUACCAGAUGAUUGGUGUUGCAUGGAUUUCUGCUGUCUAUUUAGCAACCCCAGCAAGUUAUAGAGUUUUGGCUGGAGCCAUUGGUUUUGAUGUGGGUAAAUUGAAAAUUAGUAAUUUUGCUGACUAUGCCGUCAAUGAAUUUUGGCAAACAGCAUUCCCUUGCUUGAAUGCAGAGGGGAAUGAUUCUCAAACUGGAAACAACUGCAGAAAAUAUGAGGACAUGAUUAAGUUUAAAAACUACAGUAAGGAUAUAUCCGAAUUAAGAUAUGGAAACAAUGUGUACAAUGCAGUUUAUGCUGUAGCACAUUCUCUUCACAGCCUGUUUGGAUGCACAGAAAAUCAGAAAUGUGAGAAAAACAAAAUAAUACAACCAUUGCAGGUUGUCAACUCCUUGAAAAAAGUCAACUUUACCACCAGAGUAGGAGAACACAUUUGGUUUGACAGCACUGGGGCAACGUCUCCAAAAUACGAUGUAGUGAACUGGCAACGAGAAAGCAAUGGAGAAGUUAACUUGAAGGUUGUAGGUUAUUUUGAUGGUUCUUUGCCAAGUGGACAACAAUUUGUCUUAAAUGCUGAAGAUAUAGUGUGGGCUGGAGAGAAAAUAGAGCCAAGGUCUGUGUGCAGUGAGAGCUGUCCUCCAGGAACCAGAAAAGCAGCACAUAAAGGAAGGCCUGUCUGCUGCUAUGACUGUAUACCAUGUGCAGAUGGAGAGAUCAGUAACCAGACAGAUUCAAAUAACUGUGAGCAGUGUCCAGGAGAAUAUUGGUCUAAUGCUGGUAGGGAUAAAUGUGUGUUAAAAGUCAUAGAGUUUCUUUCUUUUACAGAAGUUAUGGGGAUUGUACUUGUCCUUUUUUCCCUGUGUGGAGCCACUUUAACUGUGUUAGUAGCUAUUUUAUUUCUAAUAAAAAAGGACACUCCCAUUGUUAAGGCGAACAACUCCGAGCUGAGCUUCCUGCUGCUGUUCUCGCUGAGUCUGUGUUUUCUCUGUUCACUAACAUUCAUUGGACGGCCCUCUCAGUGGUCCUGUAUGCUGCGCCACACAGCGUUUGGGAUCACCUUUGUCCUCUGUAUCUCCUGUGUCCUGGGAAAAACAAUAGUGGUGCUAGUGGCUUUCAGGGCUACACUUCCAGGCAGUAAUGUCAUGAAAUGGUUUGGGCCUCUACAGCAGAGACUCAGUGUACUUGCCUUCACUCUAAUACAGGUCCUUAUUUGUGUGCUUUGGUUAACAGUUUCACCUCCUUUUCCCUACAAAAACAUGAACUACUACAAGGAAAAAAUCAUAUUAGAAUGUAAUUUGGGCUCAACCAUAGGCUUCUGGGCAGUGCUGGGUUAUAUAGGAUUUCUUGCUUUCUUGUGCUUUGUUUUAGCUUUUCUAGCUAGAAAGCUGCCAGAUAAUUUCAAUGAAGCCAAAUUUAUCACAUUUAGCAUACUCAUAUUCUGUGCCGUGUGGAUCACCUUUAUUCCAGCUUAUGUCAGCUCUCCUGGAAAAUUUACUGUAGCUGUGGAGAUAUUUGCUAUUUUGGCCUCCAGUUUUGCUUUAUUAUUUUGCAUAUUUGUACCCAAAUGUUAUAUUAUUCUGUUUAAACCUGAACUAAACACAAAGAAAAAUAUGAUGGGCAAAAUGGCAUCUAAAACAAUAUAA